Molecule: messenger RNA, 1437 nt
Organism: Heterobasidion irregulare TC 32-1
Lineage: Eukaryota; Fungi; Basidiomycota; Agaricomycetes; Russulales; Bondarzewiaceae
Exons: 6
Coding region: 1-1437 (478 amino acids)
Source: RefSeq, a predicted model, not a curated record
AUGUUUCCGUCGGCGACGCUCCAUGAUGGCGAUGCAGCAGGUGUAUAUUCGACCCCCUCCCUCCCUCACCCCUCGUCGUAUACAAGCGCGCACGCAUACAUCGCUUCAGCGCCGAAUUUGCGCUUCGACUCUCAAGCGCGCCACCUCAUCGUCGGUCGCCCAGGCCCCGUCUACCCCCGUCUCUCUAUAGAAGAGCUUCAGCUCGAGCAGCCGAAGCAGUUCACGCUCUUCAUCAUUGCCUAUCUCGUCAUCCAACGCCGCGAAAUCGACAGGUCUGCGAUGAAAUCGCUGGGUUUGCUGUCAUUCGAGGUUCCGGAAGCGGCAUCGUUUCUUGCACUUGCUGGCGUGCACGGAUUGCCUUAUGAGAGGUGGCCCGGCGACCUGGAUAAUACGUCAGCAGGUGUCAAAGAUCAUGUCUACAAUGAGAGCGAUCCCAAGGACACCGAUCUCAUCCCUUCACGAUUCGUUUGCAGCUGCAAUACUCCGGGCACCCACUCCACGCUCUUUCCACACCCUCUUCCAUCUCCACGGCUUUCUCUUUUCUUGUCAACAUCCACGACAUCCGUGUCGGCGCCGUCCUCUUUAAACGACUGCUCUGCGCCCACCCUGUCUCAUGAUGCGUGGAGCAAAGCGACUAUCUUAUCACGCGAGGUUGAGCACAUUGAAGAGAAGAACAAGGAGCAGAUGGUGAUAGAGGCAGAGGAGGGACAGCGGCUGUCGAGAGACGAGGGCAGAGCGGUACGACGGUACGUACCUCCUGUUAUCGCCCUUUCUGCCUGCACCUCCCUCGACAUCCACGCCUCGAACCCCCACGCAUUCGUCUUCUCAGCCCCCUGGCUCCUCCUCGCAUGUGUGGACCGACUACUCCUCCCAUCCGCCCGCCCCUCCCUCGACUUGCGUACCCUCGACUGUUCGCACUCCCGCCCUCGAUGCCCGCUCGACCGCCACCUGUUGCACCACGACAAGAGGCCCAAAUUCGCCUCUCGCGCGCUCCCACACCUCCGCACUCACACCCUUUGCCUGCCCGGUCCUCCAGCACACCAAACCUCGCGGACCGUCGCACUUCUCCAUCCACCCCACAACUUGCUUGAAACAAUGCUGGAGCACCUCGAUGUCGACACCUCGUUGCUGGGCCAACCAGGACGAGAAUCGGCGGCGCGCUGUCCAGGGCAACCAGUCGCGCCACGCAGCGUGAAAGUGCUGCUCGAUGUUGAGCGCUCCUCAGCGGAUGAGUUGCGUAGGGGCACCGUGUCGCGCAUCACACCCCAAAUGUGCCGCGCGACACGCUGCCUUACACAGCACGCCGCUGCUGGCUUCACUGGGGACACCAGCCACUACCACCCCCCUCACCUUCGUACUGUCUCCGACGACGACCCUUCCGCCAGCCCUCCGUGGCACUUUCACGCCGCGUGGCACGUCAGGGAUGCCCACGGUUGA